ACUGUCGGUAGGAUGCGGACUGCUACUCAUUUUCUUAGUUUGGAAAAAGGAAUAUCUGCAAAAACCCAUUUAUUACCUUCGGUGUAAUCUAGCUAUCGACGACAUCAUCUUCACCAGUUUCUUGAUUCCCAUCCGUAUCUACGAACUUUUUCGGCAAGAUGACAUCGGGAAAUAUCUAUUGUGCAUCGGUAGAAUCUUGGUUGCGCCCACAUGUCUGCUAUCUAUGUUUGGUACGUACCUCUUGAUGGCGAUAGAUCUGUACCAUUUUGUGUGCCAUCCCCUACACUACCAUGAAAGAGUCACCACAAAACGUGUUGGUGUGAGCAUCUUGACGAUCAGGGCCUUCUCCCUAUUCCUGGGAAUAGCGCCUGUGGCUUUUGGUGGACUGCCCAAAUACGGAAUGCCAUGCCAGAUUGACCCGGAGAACAUUGUCUCAAUAUCUCUCAUUAAUAUAAACAUCCUUGUCUUGUCAAGUACCAUUCUCGUCAUUCCAAUGUUCUACUACCGAGUCUUCAAGGAAGCUAGAAAACAACAGGAAAGGGACGAAAACCGCAACUUGUGGGUCUUCCAGACCAAGGCAUUCAAAACGAUGCUGCCGUAUGCAAUAGUUCUGACUGUAUCCGUAGCCACUACAGUUUUUCAGGUGGCCAUAACAAGAGCUGUGAUCAGUAAGGAACAAAUGUCGCAACGGGCCCUGAUUGUCGCCGAUCACGUGUCCGCCCUCCUGUUCCUGACGUUGUCAUCCAUGGCCAACCCCAUCAUCUGCAGCUUCCGGCUCCCGGAGUUUCGCCGAGCCAUUAGAGAGCUGUGUGGAUUGCCGACCAACACCCCACCUGCGGUACCGGCACGGCGGCAAGGGGACAUGGAGAUGGUCGCUAUUACUAGUCGUAGGCAAGUGGCUCAGGCCACAGAACUGGUGCCAGCUCAAAGCAAUACAAAUGGCCUGAAACCGGCGGCGGAGGUAAUACCUUCCGACCAAGCACAAAGGCAGACAAUGCAGGGAGAAGUGAGCCCGGGACCUUCUACAGAAAACCGUGCCUAUGCGCCUUUCCAGCUCACAGUGCGGGCAGAUGUACAUGCUGAACCAACAGCGAGUUCCGGACAGGACAUCACGGAAACUCUUCCCGGACAACUAAACUUGGAAGUGUAA
This is a messenger RNA of Branchiostoma floridae (Florida lancelet), 1150 nucleotides long. RefSeq lists its product as uncharacterized. Gene Ontology annotation, biological process: G protein-coupled receptor signaling pathway. Gene Ontology annotation, molecular function: G protein-coupled receptor activity. Bases 224 to 1150 code for a protein of 308 amino acids. The transcript has a single exon. The record is from RefSeq and is a predicted model, not a curated record. Gene Ontology annotation, cellular component: membrane. NCBI's taxonomy places the organism in Eukaryota, Metazoa, Chordata, Leptocardii, Amphioxiformes, Branchiostomatidae.